UCAAAGCCUGCGCAUUUACCCCUUGCCUUGGUCGGACAGGAACAUCUAUCUCCCGAACCCGUCUUCCUGCUCGGUCUCAUCCACGAUUACCUUUCCGCGACGGUCUCCUCUAACAGACCUGUCUCAUUCGGUUCUGCAUUCCUUCUCCUGUGAGCAUGCCACUGAAUACAUAUUCCCAUGUCAUCUCUGACUCAGGCGCUGCCGGAGGUAUUUGAGUUGAUCUUGCACCACGAUCGGAGCGUUCGGCCAUCUGUAACUUGGGGUGUUUCAGAGUUCAGUCUCUGACAGCUUCGACCCAGAAACAUCCACAGAUUUCUGCGACCAUGCCUGUGUGACGAACUGCGAUGCUCCCCCGAUCAAUCUAGAAUGCAGCGGUCACCGGAUUGAGCCAAUCCUGAGAGUGCCUGGUUGCUCAAUCUGAGGUUUCAACGUCGCGUGAGGCCGAUCAAACACCGCUUGCUCGAAAACAUGCCCGUUGAACCCACAACUGUCACAAAGCAUGAACUUUGAAGCACGUAAUGCUUUGCAGGUCAAUUCCUCUCUGACUGCCGAAACUGGGGAAAAGAAGCAACAAGGCAGAGAGGGAGUUACUGUGCCACAAAAGUUUUAUUUCUUACGCAGGUCGAUAUUAUCACGACGACAGACUUCUUCCGUUCCAGCCCCGGUUCCAUCAACGACGACUGCCGUGAACUUACCACCGGGGUUACCUCAUAAUAUCUUUGGCAAAGAAACAAAACAUCACAAUGACAACAGCAACGGCAAUGGGAAUGGGAAUGGAGACGGCAACGGCAACGGCAAUAACAACGACAGCGACGAUGAUUCAUCCGAUGACGGCAAUAUGGACGACCAUUCCAACAACAACAACAAUCCCUUUGCUCCCAGUACUACACCGCAGGCACACGGAAAUGGACAAAUGUCUUCCAUGAAUAUAAUGGCUGCCAGCACAUCUCUUCCUGAAUCGACCGUAACGUUAACAAUCAGUCCUUCGUCUGCAACCUUACUUUUGACUUCAACUUCAACCUCAACCUCGACAACUAUUCCCUUGGAUUCAGCAACCAUCACUUCGACAAUCUCAUUUCGUCCAACUUCUGUCACGUCUACGGCUUUCGCAGCCAACACGAUGCUAACAUUUUCUUCGACUUCGUCCCAAACGACCACAACAGAUGCACCGAGCGCGGAAUCGACAGUCACGCCCGCUCCAAGUGUCCAGGUCCACAAGGCUUCGAUUUCUGCGCCAACUAUAGCUGCAGCUGUAGUUGCUUCAUUGGUAGGAGCACUGGCAGUGUUUGCGUUCGGGUAUUUGCUUUUCCGCUACUGUACACCCCUGAAGGGCAAAGUUUUUGCAUAUCGUGGACGCAGGGGUCAGAGGCUACCGGGUGAAGAAGAUGGCGGGCCUAUUGGAAGAGAUAAUGCGCCCGACAUGUCCGAGGUCAAUUAUUCUUCAGAGGCAGGAGCGACAGUAGGAGCAACCACGUUGCGCCAGUCUGUGGUACGCCAGUCUGUGGUCCGUCAGUCAACGGCAGCCAGGACGUCAGCUGUCAACAACGCUGCUCCGGACUAUCCCGCGGACCUUGCAAACGUGCCUUUCCAGAGGGAAAAGAAUCAGGAUCCGGAAGACCACCCGUUCAGCAACCAAGUGCCCCUCGCGGCAAGCGAAGUUGGCGGCAACCACAUUCCCAGCCUCCGACAAAGUAUCAUUGUGGGCUUGGUUAUGGGCAGCACGAUAGGCAGCAUUCCCGACUCCAGACCGCCAACCUACAUGACUCACGCGAGCGAGACUGAUCCCGUCAGCACCAUUAUCAACGAGUACGCUGGUCCGUCGCGAUCAGCAAGUACCAGCAUUGCCUCUUUUGGCAUUCAUCCGAUGGGCUUGUCUGCUAAUCCGCCAACGCCGGUGAUCUCGAGGAAUAGUGCUCGCUCUGGCCUGGAGACUGCUUCUCCUAGGCAGCCAAGCGUCACCGCAUCUUCGUUCUUGAUGCCGUCAACGCCCACUCCAGCUUACUUUUCUGCCCCAACACCACCGGCGUCGGUGAUCGGACUCUCGCCUAGCACGAACCAUGUGCGCGCAUCAGUCACACCUUCGGAGAGCGCUUCUAAUGCACCUUCGUCGCCAUUACCGCUUCCUCCGCGGUUGCCGCUCAAUGCCUCCUUGCCGAAUGUGCCAGCUCUGUCGCGGUUCAGCUGGAAUUCCUCAAGUAUUGCCGUCGGUUCUAGAAACCGUAUGUCAAGCGCCCAGCGAUUCGCGACUAGCGGUGCGGGUGCCAGUCCUCAUGCUGUUGGGGUUCCGUCAAUAUCAGCACCCCCACCGUUGCCACCGUUGACACUGCCAUCGCCGUUGGCAGUCAAGAGGUCGAGUGCGGCGUCAUCGAUUAUGUCUGCAGGCAAUGAUCGAAGGGCCUCACUAAGGGAUAUGACUUCGUAGAUGGGCCCUGUACUUACUUGACCUUGUUGGAAGUUCAUCAGCGGCUCGUCAGCAUUUUCUGCAAGACACUUCUAUAUGAGUGCUAUGUGGAGGACUUUGGGUUUUUUGUUUUCAAAAGUUGGUUAGAGAUGAAUUUGGUGUGGACAUGAUGACGAUAGUAUACGCCUUUCUUCUGUGGGAAAGCGAGUGACGGACAGUAAUUCUUCAGGAAACUUGCAACA
Molecule: messenger RNA, 2643 nt
Organism: Exophiala viscosa
Lineage: Eukaryota; Fungi; Ascomycota; Eurotiomycetes; Chaetothyriales; Herpotrichiellaceae
Exons: 2
Coding region: 500-2422 (640 amino acids)
Source: RefSeq, a predicted model, not a curated record